AUGGGAAUCAGUGCUGCCGGCGUGGUAGCCCUCAUUAUCGUCGGCGUUGCGGUCGGCGUAGGCUUAGCAUGGGGCAUGUACAUCACGUACAAAGGCAAGCGAGACGGAGGCCAUCAGGAAGAACACGGUGAUCCCCAGCAGGAACAGAGCGCCUACAUGCGGGAAGUCCGACUCCGGAAUCAGGAAGUCUUGGCCGGAAGCAAUGGGACGCCGAAUUAUAACCCACACCAUCGAAGCGAUGAGGGGAGGUAUAGUUAUGGGUAUGAUCAUUCGCCGAGUUCGAUGCAGGAUGAGCAGAAGUACGAUCGGUACAAUUACCAUGGCAAGGCGCCUUAUGUUGCUGAGCAGCAGGCGAUGCCGGUCAUGAGCGAGAAGCAGAAGGAGGAGGAUGAUGAAGAUUAUUGA
Recurvomyces mirabilis is the source of this 405-nucleotide messenger RNA. RefSeq lists its product as uncharacterized. The record is from RefSeq and is a predicted model, not a curated record. Bases 1 to 405 code for a protein of 134 amino acids. Lineage: Eukaryota; Fungi; Ascomycota; Dothideomycetes; Mycosphaerellales; Teratosphaeriaceae. The transcript has 2 exons.